This is a messenger RNA of Patiria miniata (bat star), 5444 nucleotides long. RefSeq names its product probable cation-transporting ATPase 13A3. Gene Ontology annotation, cellular component: late endosome membrane. The transcript is spliced from 30 exons. The record is from RefSeq and is a predicted model, not a curated record. The coding region runs from base 375 to 3824 and encodes 1149 amino acids. NCBI's taxonomy places the organism in Eukaryota, Metazoa, Echinodermata, Asteroidea, Valvatida, Asterinidae. Gene Ontology annotation, molecular function: ATP hydrolysis activity; ATP binding; polyamine transmembrane transporter activity. Gene Ontology annotation, biological process: polyamine transmembrane transport; intracellular calcium ion homeostasis.
UGAUCCAUGGACCAUUCUAUUUUCCCACGGCUUCGCCUCGGAAAAAUAGAAUAGUCCAUGGAUCACCUCGGGAGGCUAGUUUUACUACACCACUCGAAGCAUUCAAUAUUUGUUAUAAUAUCUAAUCUCUGAGCAGUGCCCAUUUUAUUAUCACAUUGAACUACACUGAGUUCAACCACUGCCUCAGAUCAGACCUGAAAACUCCUGGGGCAUAUACGUGUUUUUCAGGUUUUGUGUGUAUACUCUCGAAUGCACACUGUACCUAUUGUGCUGGCUGGGUAGAUAGUUCAGCACUGAUGCGCUUGAGCAUUUCUGAGGCUAUCGGCUAGGCAUGCCAGACUGAAGUUUCCAAACAAACUUGAGAGGUUGUCACCAUGUCAACAAGCUCAGUUGCAUCAUGGGUAACGGCAGAGGUGGACUCCAACGAGAAUAUCGAAUGUUGUGGAUAUAAGAAGAACCCACUAAAGACUGCUGUCUGCUACGUCGUUGCUGUAUUCUCCUUGGGAUUUCUCUUCCUCGUCUUCUACUGGAAAGAAGACUGGCGGCUCAAGUGCAUGUGUGCACCUUGUCAUCUGAAAGAGGCAGAUUUUGUCCUCAUCAAGGACAUUUACCGGCGAUAUCAUGUUUGUGACAUUCGACGUAACCUCAUCAAAGAUAACGAUGGCUGCAGUCGUGAAACGCUUCGCACCAUUCUUAAGAAGGAUGUCGUUGAUGCAGACGGAAAUCUAAGAUUUUUCAAAUUUCAAAAGAUUUUCUUUAUCUUGGAUCUUGCUCAGCAUGAGAUAUUUCGUCUCAGGGGACUUGAGAGUAACACGCCAUGCAAUGCUUUCUUGGAACAAUAUGCUAAUGGAUUGUCAGAAUCUCAAUCCGAACAAAGACAAGUGAUUUAUGGCAAGAAUGACAUCUAUGUUCGAGUGCGUUCCAUCCCAGUAUUACUUGUUCAAGAGGUGUUGAAUCCGUUCUACAUCUUUCAAAUCUUCAGCGUCUCUGUCUGGUUUGCUGAUGAGUAUAUCUACUAUUCAGCAUGUAUUCUCAUCAUGUCGGCUAUAUCUAUUGCUAUAUCUCUGUAUACGACUAGAAAGCAAAAUUUGACACUACGCAGCAUGGUGCAGUCAGACACUGUGGUUAAAGUCUUGCGUCCUAACAAGGCCAUUGAGGUAUCUGAGAAGGUCUUAGUUCCUGGGGAUGUCAUCAUUAUUCCUCAUCAUGGCUGCAUGAUGACAUGUGAUGCUGUCCUCAUCAGUGGAAACUGCAUCGUCAAUGAGAGCUCACUCACAGGGGAGAGUGUACCAGUGACAAAGACCCCCCUCCCACAUCAAGGCGACUGCAUGACUGAGUACUGUCCCAUUGAACACAAACGCCACAGCCUAUUCUGUGGUACAAAGGUGAUACAGACCAGACAAGGGGACACGGAUGAAGUCAGAGCGGUGGUUGUACAGACAGGUUAUUCCACAGCGAAAGGUUCUCUAGUUCAGGCUAUCAUGUACCCUAAACCCAUGGAGUUCAGACUGUAUCGAGACGCCCUACGCUUCGUUGGUCUGCUGGCUGUUAUAGCAUUCGUUGGACUUGUUUACGCCAUAAUCGUGAUGUUUCUAAAAGGAGCGACAGUUUCACGGAUCAUUAUCCGAGCCUUAGACACUAUCACCAUUGCCGUACCCCCGGCCCUACCGGCAGCCCUGACGAUUGGUAUGGUCUACGCUCAGAUACGACUCAAAGCACAGCAGAUAUUCUGCAUCAGUCCGCAGAGAAUCAACCUGAGUGGAACCAUUGAUAUAUUCUGCUUUGAUAAGACUGGUACUCUGACAGAAGAGGGCCUGGAUUUACUGGGAGUCCAAACGGCUGAGAAUGGAAGAUUUCUUCCAAUGACUACAUCAGUGUCCAGCCUUCCUAUUGGUCCAUUCACGUCUACCAUGGCAACAUGCCACUCAUUGGCUGUCGUCAACGACGAGUUGUCAGGUGACCCCAUCGACCUGAAGAUGUUCCAGGCCACAGAAUGGACCUUCAAGGAACCGGACAGAACUUCAGGAGAAAAGUUCAUCAAAGUAGAGCCGCCUAAGGACGUAAUACAGAUGGAUGAUUCGUACAAAGAAAAGGGUGAUUACGGUAUCUCCCUGUUACAUCUGUUUCCGUUUUCCUCUGCCCUGCAACGGAUGAGUGUCAUUGCACAGACCGAGGGCGAUGAUCGCGUGGUUGCCUAUGUCAAGGGCUCACCAGAGAUUAUCUCGUCGUUAUCAAAACCAGAAACGGUUCCUGAUAAUUUUCAGCAGGUACUCAGUAACUACACCCAAGAUGGCCUCCGAGUCUUAGCUUUGGCCUGGAAACCUAUCCAAUCUGAAGAAACUCUGGAUAAUCUUAAGAAUAUGCAAAGGAAGAAUGUGGAGGAGGAGUUGGAAUUCUUGGGUCUGAUGAUCUUGGAGAAUAAACUGAAGCCAGAGACCAGACCUGUCAUUGAAGAGUUGAAUCGAGCCAACAUACGAACAAUCAUGAUCACAGGCGAUAAUUUACUAACUGCUAUCAACGUCGCCUGUAAGUCGGGCAUGUGCGGUCCGGACGAUACGGUCAUCCAUAUCCAAGCUGAAACGCCUGAAUGCUGCGACGAUUCAACACCGAUACUGACUUACAAGGCAGUUGACAAAGAUCAUACCCCCACUGGCGAUCAAAUCAAGACCAAGAAUCAUUUCAGAAACAACGAAAAAGAGGCUCUGGAAAUGAAGACAAUCAAAGAUGAAGUCAGUCCGAUGCUAGCAGCCUGCAGGACCCACUAUGCUAUAGAUGGAGCUACCUAUGAUGCCAUCCAGCAACAUCAUCAAGAUCAACUGCAAAACGUCAUCGUCAAGGGAACGAUCUUUGCUCGCUUCUCGCCCAAUCAGAAGAUGUCUUUGGUAGAGGAGUUGCAGCAUCUGGAUUACUUCGUUGGGAUGUGUGGAGACGGAGCUAAUGAUUGCGGAGCGCUCAAGACCGCUCAUGCUGGUAUCUCGCUGUCGGAGGCUGAGGCAUCCGUUGCCUCACCGUUCACGUCUAAGAUCCCAAACAUCUCAUGUGUGCCACUUCUUAUUAGGAAUGGGAGGGCAGCACUAGCGACGUCGUUUGCCUUGUUCCAAUAUCUCGCUGUCUACGCCAUGACCAUGUUUGUUACUGUCACCAUUCUCUACUCAAUUACAUCCACACUGAGCGAUCAACAGUUCGCUUACAUAGACUUGGCAUUGUGCACUUUAACUAUACUAUUGGUGAGUCGUGGUGAAGCGUAUGAGAAGAUCUCCGUCAAGCGACCGUUUACGAGACUCAUGACAUCACCGGUAAUCUUCUCCCUGGUGUCCCAGAUCAUUGUUGUCAUCUUGAUCCAGACAGCCACGUUCUUGGUGCUCCAAGCAAUGCCAUGGUAUGUUCCCCUGGUCCCCGUCCCAGAUGGAAGGAACAGAAAAUGUCAGGAGACGACGUCUCUAUUCCUAAUCUCCUGCUUUCAGUAUAUCAUAAUGGCAGUGGUGUACACUCCUAAACCACCGUUCCGUCGACCGAUCUACAAACUACGUUUGUAUUCAGCAUACUUGAUUAUCACGUUUGUUGGUACAACGUUGCUGCUCUAUGUGCCAACAGCGCAUACUGUGAGAGUCAUGGAGAUGGUAGUUCUGCCGGAUUACGUCUUUAAGACGUGCAUCCUUGCUCUUGCUUUUCUCAACUUUGCCUUCUCUUGCGUCAUUGAGUACAUCCUAGUGCCCAGUCCUGCCUUUAUUCGUUUCGUGUCCUGCGCCGCCUGGCGGAAAUCUAGACCACCCAAGUACACACUGCUAGAGAUGGACUACCACUGCCACGGAGACCAAGUCUGAGGGGUGAGAAUGACCAGGGGUCACCUCUAGAGGGAGCUGGUCAUUUACUAGGGUUACCAUGCAGAUAUUAUUGUCCUGUACGCAAUCAGCAAUUAUUCAAUAUGAUGUCUACAAUCCUGGCCAAAUCUCGCUGGGCGCCCAACCCCCGGCCCCCGUUCAAUGUUGUCUCUCAUUGCGCGGUGUGUGCUCCAUCAGCUGGAGAGAACAACAUUGACCGGGGGAACAGGGGAGUGGGUGACCGUGGCAGGCUCAGGAAGGUCCCAACCAUUUUGGCCGGGAUUGUAGAUACUGGACUCAUAAUCAUACCAAAAUCAGCAUUUGCCCUUGGAUUUGUAUAAUCCUUGGACCCGAAAUGGGACGAUUGAACAUGAUGCAGUUUGUUAUAUCGGUGUACAUAUUAUUUUUGCUCCUUUAUACUUCAGAAAGUAGGUUCAAAAUCAUUGAAAUGUGUCAGAGUAAUUAAUGUAAAGUACAGUGAAAUAUCGAUAAGUCGAACUCUGACAACUCAAAACAACUGUUAAAUCAAACAAAAAAUCCAUUGCCUUCAGUAGUAUAACAAUGAUAUCACCCUGCUUGAUUAACUCGAAACUCUGCUUAAAUCAAAUUUUGAACCUGUUCCCUUGAGGUUUGACUUAUCAAGAUUUCACUGUAGUUUUAAAUAUAAGAACUGAGUACAUCUGGGUAUUUUGUUGAGGUAUGAUAUAUUCAGCAUUUAUGCACAUUAGCGCUGAUCUCCAGAACAGAUUGGACAUUUCUGGCACUGCCGUCUUAAUGCACAUAGCAGGCAGUAUUUGAAAGUAGUAACUGCGCCAUUUUUUCCGAAAAGUUUAUUGUUUUCUUAGUAGCAAUUAAAUUUUCCAUGUUAUGUUUGGUUUCUAGUCACCAAAAUGGAGAGCAGCUGAUCGCUCAGAAGCUUUACAGAUAAUGUUGAUUUCAAUUUUGAAUCAAUCUAUGAUGAGUUUUUUUUGUUAAGGUCUUGACAUAAAGAAAAUUGUCGAUUUUUGCAACCUGACGCAGCUUUUCAUCAGUUGUGUACAAAGUCUAUGGAGAGUCAAGACAAUUAUUUCCUAACAAAAUUGGAAAUGUUUCUCAGUCCCAGAUUCAUGUGUUAUUAUCAUUUUUGCAAUGACUGACCCUCAUUGAGAUGAUAUAUAAAGAAAAAAGUGGCGUUAGGUUGCAACAUUUUUUCCAGCAUAUUUUUGAAAACCUGGCAUCUCAGUUUUGGCACCUAGAUGUUAAGUUUAAGAAAAUAAAAGUUGAAGAGAAAUAUCAGUGAACAUAAAUUAUGCUGAAAUCAGGUAACUAUUGGUCAUUUGCCAAAGUAAAUAGAAAAACAAACCAGUUGCACAGAUUGAAUGUAAAUAUCGAAAACAAAGCUUUAGAAUUAAUAGCAUUUCAGUAUACCUUUUUAAGGAUUGUGUAAUGUAUCCUUCUAUUGUAUGUAAAAUGAAAGUGGAAGAAAUCACAAUUUUUAUAACAGCAUUUUUAUGAAAGUACAUGUAUAACCAUCUUUUAAAGCUUUUGUAACAACUGUAACAACUGAUAAUGUAGUAACCAACGGAUAACGUAUCACCAACCGAUAAUGUAUCACAAAUUGACCGAUGUUGUACCACUAACCGA